Molecule: messenger RNA, 1803 nt
Organism: Ilyonectria robusta
Lineage: Eukaryota; Fungi; Ascomycota; Sordariomycetes; Hypocreales; Nectriaceae
Product: Alpha/Beta hydrolase protein
Exons: 5
Coding region: 1-1803 (600 amino acids)
Molecular function (GO): dipeptidyl-peptidase activity
Source: RefSeq, a predicted model, not a curated record
AUGUCUCUCCGCAUCGGAAACGUCGAUGUUGUCCUGGGUUCGACCAUCACUCCUGGAGACAAGGGUAGCCUGCCCUACGCUCCUUUCAACCCUUCCAUCAAAGAGCUAUCCCAGGGUCACCGCCUCAGUCCCGAGCACAAAGCAUUUGAAGUCGACACCAUCUUUGAAAAGGACAUCACUUUGCCUAUGCGCGAUGGCGUUAAACUGUAUGCUGAUGUUUUCCGCCCCAAGACCAAUGAGAAGGUCCCUGCGAUCCUGAUUUGGAGUCCAUAUGGAAAGACGGGCAAUGGUCCCAACUCGCUUGAUAUGCUCCCUGGAAGAUUUGGUGUUCCGCAAAACCGCGUCAGUGGCUAUGAAAAGUUUGAGGGUCUUGAUCCCGCCCUUUGGUCUGCUAGAGGCUAUGCCAUUAUCAACGCAGACUUGAGAGGCUCUUGGGAUUCGGAGGGCAUCGUUCCAUGGCUCGGGGCCCAAGAUGGCAAAGACGGCUAUGAUGCUAUCGAGCACAUCGCCAAGCUGGACUGGUGCACUGGAAAGGUUGCCCUCGCAGGUAAUAGUUGGCUUGCCAUGGUCCAAUGGCACAUCGCCGCUCAGCGGCCUCCAUCACUUGCCGCCAUUGCUCCGUGGGAGGGUGCUGCUGACUUCUACCGGGAUACUCUCUGUCGUGGCGGUAUCCCAUACCCAUACGACACCAUGUGGGGAUUUCUCCAGACUACUAUGGUUGGCCGAAACGGCAGUGAGGCCGCUGUUGAUAUGUUGGAUAAGUACCCGCUGUUUAACGACUAUUGGGAGGAUAAGCGGGCCAAGCUCGAGAAUAUCAAGGUCCCGGCCUAUAUCCUCGCAAGUUACUCCAGCUCCCUCCACACAACCGGAUCAAUCCGCGCCUACCACUCUUUGGAUUCCAAGGAUAAGUGGCUGCGAAUCCACCCCAAGCAGGAGUGGUCAGAUUUGUAUGACCCAGCAAACACAGACGACUUGACCAAAUUUUUCGACUUCUAUCUGAAAGGAAAGCAUAAUGACUGGUUAAGCACGCCUCGGAUUCGAAUCUCAAUUCUCGGCUUUAACAAGCCUCCUGUUGUUCACCUUCCACUCGAAUCGUUCCCCCUUCCGCAAACAAAGCACACCAAGCUCUACCUAUCUGCCGACGAAAAGCUUGUGUUAAGCCCGACUAGCCAAGCUGGGUCUGCUUCGUAUGAUGCCGAGUUUGUGCCCAAAGGGCCACUUGCCGGUGGCGAAGAGCUCAACUUCAAGUAUAGGUUGACGAAGAAGACGUGGCUGCUAGGAUAUUCCUGGCUUGUCCUCAACAUUGAGAACAAGAGCGAAGACGAAAUUGACGUCUUUGUGCAGUUGGGAAAGGCCGAUGCUUCUGGGAAGCCACUGGUGAACAUGAAUGUGCCGCUUAACGAGCAGAUUCCUCCGCUGAAGCACCAUUCCGAGGCUGCGGACUCAUGCUUCCUCAAGUAUCUAGGGCCUACUGGCAGUCUUCGAGGAAGUCACGCUGCAACCAAGGUUGUCCCAGAGUCUGCUAAAUUUACUGGCGAGUGGCCAGAGUAUACCAACACCACCACAAAGGCGAUUCCAGCUGGCACUGUCACCAAACUCGAGGUCCCUAUUUGGCCUAGCGGAAUCAUUUUCGAUGAGGGAGAGUACUUAACUCUCAAGGUAUCUGGUCAUUACAUGAGCUUUAUGGAAUUUCCCGCCAUGUUUGGCGCUUCGCAUAAGAACAAAGGUCGUCAUACUGUUCACUUUGGGGCGAGUCUAGAUAGCCAUCUCGUGGUUCCAUUAUUGGAUCCCGUGGUGAACUAA